Messenger RNA from Paramisgurnus dabryanus, 2839 nucleotides. RefSeq names its product macoilin. The record is from RefSeq and is a predicted model, not a curated record. Gene Ontology annotation, biological process: neuronal signal transduction. NCBI's taxonomy places the organism in Eukaryota, Metazoa, Chordata, Actinopteri, Cypriniformes, Cobitidae. Gene Ontology annotation, cellular component: rough endoplasmic reticulum membrane.
AGAUGUACAUGCAUGCGCGUCGCCGCGACGCUUUGAUUCUGUGUGAAGUUGAGCGCGCGCACAUCCACCUUCACUACGCACAAAGCGCUUCUGCUCAGGUUACUGUAAAUGAGACGUCCAGUCUUACUAUUUUCUACUGAAUGGACUAAAUUGCCAACAGGACCAGAAGCCAUAAUAUGAAGAAACGCUACAUGGAUAUAGGCAGGCUACGGAAAAUGAAAAAGAUCAAACUCACAGAGAAGAUUUCCGAAAGCGCUUACUCUGUUCUGAAGUUGAUGAUUGUCUGGAUGCUUGUGCUGUUUGCUGACUUUAUCUUGGAGUUCAGACUGGAAUACCUUUGGCCCUGUUGGCUCUUUUUAGGGACCGUCUACACCACGUUCCAUUGUCAUGGGCUGGCCAUCUGUGUGGUUUUUGUGUGUGCAGCGUUUACUCUGGACCUAUUCUGUUUAGUUUUUGUACCCCUACACUGGCUGUUCUUUGCAGCCAGCACAUAUGUUUUACUCAACUAUAUGUGGCAUACAGAAAAGGGAAUCUGUAUGUCAACUGUGACAUUAUGGAUACUCUUAGUGUAUAUGGAGGCCUCUCUACGGCUGCGGGACCUGAAGAGUCCCUAUGCAAAUCUGUCCCAUCUAUUUGCUGCACACUGCAUUGGUUAUCCGCUAGUGUAUAUGGGAUUUGAUGCAACAUGCUACUUCUCCAGUAUGUUUAAGCUGCGCACUCAGAAAUCCAUUCCGAGUGAAAACGACCUCAACGUGGAUCUCUUGCAACAAUCCCUACCUCCAUAUAUGCACCUGUACCCAAAAUUGUGGAUGGAAGAUCCCAAGUUCAAGAUGACCAAAUCCAAGCCAACGCAAUACCAGUGUCCAAACGAUAACAUCACAUCAGAUGACAAGCAAAACAUGGAAGACUGUCUGCAAAUCCACAGACUUCCUGGAAGACCUGAAAAAGACACAAAUCCAGGGCCAAAGCAUCGUGGAGGUGAACUUCACGUGGACUCUACGUCCAUGCUGGAGAUCUCUGAAAACCUACCUCAGGAGGAUCAGAGCAGUAAAGCUCCUAGACCUUCCAAGAGCUCCCUGCCCAAAGUGCAUCGAGGUUCACUAAACCUCCCUAAUAGCAAAGGGGAGAAAAGGCAGAAAGCCCCCAAAGCCAUCAACUCUUCAGGGGACGCUGCAGCGGAAAGGUGCUCAACAAACAUCCCAAGUCCUCCGAACCCACACGCUGACCAGAUAUUGAAGCUGGAACAAGAGAUGAGGAGAAUGAAGACUGAACUGCAAGCGAGCAGACUGAGCGAGCAAGAACUGCGCAGUCACAUUUGUAAUCUCACCAACAGUGAACACAGUCUGCGGCCAGAAGUCUCUCUGCUCAGACAUGCAAAUGAACUUUUGCAGAACAAGAUUCAGUGUCUGACAAAAUCCCGACAGAAGGACAAACAAAACUGUUCCCUGCUGGAGAAGAAAAUCAGAAUGGAAACAGAGACUCGGCUUUCAGUAGAAAAACAACUUGUGGAAGUCAGAGGCCAAAAAUUUGACGAAGCGUCUAUUUUGCUUCGAAAUGCCUCACACAGGCAAGAACACAGUGAAACUCAAAUGCUAAAGAAAAAAGCUAAAGAUCUUGAUGCAGAGUAUAGACAAGUACAGCUGGAAUACCAGGAGAAAGAGAACCGGUUGAUAACUUUAGAAAAUGAAGUGGAGAGUCUCCAAAGGAACCGAUGCACAGAGCAGGAGGCAGAUGCUCUGCUCUCAGCUCUCUCCUCCUUGCAGGACAAGGCACAGCAUUUAGAGUACAACCUGAGUGCAGAAACCCGUCUCAAACUAGACCUCUUCUCUGCACUCGGAGAUGCCCGCAGACAGCUGGAGAUAGCCCAAGUUAAAAUUGUAAAACAAGACCAUGAAGCAAGAGAAAUGAAGCAGAAGCUUGCAGAAGCAAUGGCCGUGGCUCCAGGUAUGUCGUACAUGACCCCGAGGUCAUCUAUGCCCCAGUACCUCAAGAUCUUCAACUCAGAGCGCUACAUGCUGAAUCCCAGAACUCUCAUGUACCAGUGUCUCAAAAAAUAGGAGCAGCGAGGACAAAUCGGAUUACUUAUGAAGGAUUUUUUUGGACACCUCUUCCACAUUCCGAACUUGAGGGCGUGUUAAAGCUACAAUAUUUGCCUGAAACCUUUGCCUUGCGACAAAGUCCCUGGCGAGUCUACGGCUGUGUGUACUGAUUUAAGGAAGAGACAUAGAGGUCAUUAAUAGGUGACCUUGCUCUGAGCCAAUGGUUCAAGAUGACUGUAAAUGAAAGUUGACUGUAAAUAAAUAGUUGUCCAGCGGAAGACCAUCACAUGCUGAACGAGCCGCUGCAAGCUUCGUAAACAGCGAGAUAUCAGUAUGAAAAAAAUACGUACUACGUGACACGAGAACUGAACUGUACCGCAGGACCACAGUUCAUAAUGAGGUCAUUCUGUGCCUCAAUAUUUAUGUGAAUUCAAUUUAUAUAACAAGCCAAUAUCAAAUGUAAGUCAGUUUGUGAAUAUUUGAGUGCUUUGUACCGUUUUGUAUUCUUUUUACACUACACACAUGAUAAAGGAAGUGAACAACACCCCAAAAAAACGUUUGUAGGUUUUCAUGUUUCUGAAAAUGUUGCCUUUUUUAACGUAUCAAUGGGAUGUUUUUUAUGAGAAGUUUAUUUUUCUGCCUCAACAAUUUUUGUUUUUUAAACCAAAACGGUUUAAUUUUGUAAUUCUACUUGUUGGUCUGCAUGCCAAUUUAUGUAAAAUGAUCGUUUUGGACUAAAGGUUUGAUGUCUACUCGUGCAUUUGUGCAAGGGCUGUUUACUUCCAUUGAUUUUGGGAGAA